AUGGCAGGCCUCUGGCUCUGGGGGCUGGCUCUGCUGGCCUUGCCAGGUUGGAUCCUUGGAGCAUCCUUAGCCUCCAGAUGUCCAGGAGCUUGUGAUACUGGGGUCCCAGAAGGCCUCACCUCUGAAGAGACCCAGGUGUCCUGGGAUAAGGACAUCCCUGCAAUUAACCAAGGGCUCAUCCCGGAGGAGACCCCAGACAGCAGCUUCCUGGUGGAGGGGGACAUCAUCCGGCCGAGUCCCUUUCGACUAUUGUCAGUGACCAGCAACAAGUGGCCCAAGAGUGCCCGCGGUGCCGUGGAGGUCCCCUUCCUGCUCUCCAGCAAGUAUGAUGAGCCCAGCCGCCAGGUCAUCCUGGAGGCGCUGGAGGAGUUCGAACGCGUCACCUGCAUCAGGUUUGUCACCUACCAGGGCCAGAGAGACUUCAUCUCCAUCAUCCCCAUGUCGGGGUGCUUCUCGGGUGUGGGGCGCAGCGGAGGAAUGCAGGUGGUGUCCCUGGCGCCCGCCUGUCUCCGGAGAGGCCGGGGGAUUGUCCUGCAUGAGCUUAUGCAUGUGCUGGGCUUCUGGCAUGAGCACUCGCGGGCUGACCGGGAUAACUACAUCCGCGUCAACUGGAACGAGAUCCUGCCAGGCUUUGAAAUCAACUUCAUCAAAUCUCGGAGCAGCAACAUGCUGGCGCCCUAUGACUACUCGUCGGUGCUGCACUACGGGAGGCUUGCCUUCAGCCGGCGUGGGCAGCCUACCAUCACACCACUCUGGGCCCCCAGUGUCCACAUUGGCCAGCGAUGGAACCUCAGUGCCUCAGAUAUCACACGAGUCCGCAGGCUCUAUGACUGCAGCCCAAGUGUCCCUGAGUCCCAAGGGAGAGGGUUCCAGGAGGACAGCGAUGGUCGGAGUCCCACCCCCGACUCCAGGCCACACCUGCAAAGGCUUCUGGAGGCGCUGUUGGCGGGACCCAGGAGCCCUGAUACCCACGGCCUGAGGCCUGGAGGACAGCGUGUAGCUGCCGGGUCUGUGGAGAGCCCACACAGUGGGCAGCUCCCUGCCUGGAGGCAGCUCCAUGUGGAGGCCUUGGCUGCUUCCCCAGGCCCCGCAGCAGGAGCGCCCGGCAUUGCUCUAGAGCAGCCCUGGCUGGCCCCAGAGGCCAGAGACCGGCCAGCGUCUGCUCUGGGGAGCCCAGCUCUGCCAAGGGACUAUGUCCCCAGAAGUCCCUUCAGAGGAAUGUCUAGAGAUUGAGCUUGUGGCCUCUGUCCCCAAAUGGGGAGCACAGGUUCUGCCUGGAAGAACGGAUUCACCAACCCUCUGUCCCUCUGAGCAGCAUCCCUGUCUUUUAUCCCCCCACCUGGCCACUGUCUCUGAGGCCAGGCUACUCCCUCUGUCCUCUCUCCAUUGUGUUCCCCAAGGGCCUAGGGACAGGGUGACCCUCAGGUUCUGUCAUAGGGGAAGGCAGGCCUAGCUCUGCUCGACUUUUGCUCUAGUCCUGGAGGAUGCAGAGAAUGGGAGGUGACAUUCUCCAGGGCCAGGAUCCUGAGGGGUGAGGAAGUUCCAGCCCUGAAGGCCCCUGGGAGCCUCCUGUAGCCGAGGCCCAGCACCCCCGGCCAUGGACAGAUGGUGCUGCCCUCCUUCUGCCUUGGUCGGGCCUCAGUGGGGAGUUCUCUGGCUCUGCCCCUGGAACAGCCUCCCGUCCCUGAUGUCCAGAGGCUGAGGAUGUAGCCCUGGUCUCCAGCUCUG
This is a messenger RNA of Ictidomys tridecemlineatus (thirteen-lined ground squirrel), 1728 nucleotides long. It is a transcript of the gene Astl, whose product is annotated as astacin like metalloendopeptidase. The record is from RefSeq and is a predicted model, not a curated record. Gene Ontology annotation, biological process: proteolysis. Gene Ontology annotation, molecular function: metalloendopeptidase activity; zinc ion binding. Lineage: Eukaryota; Metazoa; Chordata; Mammalia; Rodentia; Sciuridae.